GAACAGCAGCCUUUAACACAGCCCAGCUUGCUUUUCUGUGCAUUCGAGGCAGCACAGGAUACGGGCUCACACACUCAAUCAUAUCUCAAACUGGAGUCACAGUGAGGAAACAGAAUGUCAGGGAAGGAAGCGCUGAAGCCGGUGGGAAAGCACAAUUUGCCACAAGUCGGCACAGCUUUUUUCUGACCUGCUCUAACGAGUGUGAGGUAGAAGUUUAGGUUUAUAAUAGCAAAUAACAGGGUUUUUUUUCUGGGGAAACAGAUGAAAACACAAAAUAAGAAGAUUUAGUAAAGCAGCAGAAAUUUAGCUUUUAUUUGGAUACCUACUUCAAGAUCAGGACUUUCACAAAGAGGAGACACACAUCGGGGGAAAAUUCUUGAAAUUCUCUCCAUCUGCUGCCACCAUAGAACUGCAGGAGGGCGGAUCAUCACGUUUACCACACGAACACACCGCAAACAAGAUGAGUUUGUCACGGAGCGGGACGCUGGAGAAGACGGUGUCGGAGCAUGCCCACUCUGAGGCCCGCUCCCCCUCCAGAGCGGGGUCAGGGGUCGUGGUGCCGCCUCCUUAUUCUCUGGGUGGCAGCGAGGUGGCGGACACCCCUCUGGAGCUGAGGGGCUCCCUGGACUGCUGGGCGUGCUCGGUGCUGGUCACUGCACAGAAUCUGGUCAUCGCACUGAUCAACGCCUCUCUGGCCAGCCUCGUGUUCGGCACCAUCCUCACCCCUGCUCUGGCCAUGAUCAUAUUCGGCUUCCUCUGCCAUUCCACUGUGCAGCCUCAUGGAACCUCCCUGUACUGUUCAGACCUGCUGGAUGACGGCGGCUGUGUUGCCCUGCUGGUGGUGGGUUUUCUGCUGCUCACCCCUCUGCUGGUCCUGGCUCUGGCCGCCUACUGCCGCCUGGCCCGACACCUCCAACUGGGCAUGUGCUUCAUCCCCUACAGCCGAGCAGUCUACAAGAACCUGCCGGCUUCACGCCACCGAGGCCGCAGUUCAGGAGGAUGCUGUGGGCAGGAGGGAGCAGCCGAGAGGGAGGGGAAGGGCAGCGUUUGGGUGUAGGCGAGGAGAACAGGGGGUACAUGGUUGUAAUACGUAGAGUGGCUCUUUUUUAAAAAAUUUUUAACGCAAAUUGCAUUUCAUUUUUUUCUGAAGCCAUUGUAAAAAUCCAUCGUAUUUCAUCAUUUAUAUUGAAUGUCUUGUAUGUCAGUAUUGCUUUUUGUGUGCAGUUUUAGUGUGCUGAAUGUAUUUUAUACCUUUUUACAAUAAAGCGUCACUAAACCGGCUGCUUCAUGUUUUAGACAAGAGGCUGAACAAGAUGGACUAUCAAAGAAAAACACUGAAUAGAUUCAAUGAAUAAAAUACUUCAAGUAUGGAUCAGAUGACACACUACUGUUAGAACACAGGCAAAUAGAGCAUUUUGAUAACUGUAACCUUAGGCUGUAUGUGCUACCUGGUUUAUUGGUUAUUCUCUCUUUUUCACACCCCACUUCUCAGAAAUGCAGGCUUGUAAUAGUGUCAUCUCACUGAACCUUUACAAAAAUAAAACUCGUAACACUGUGGUAAACAGUAAAAAUCGCAGAAAAAUGUGCAGAUUAAAAUAUCAACACGAAUGCAGAAAAAACAACUUUACUAUAACAUCCUGAUUAUUAAAUAUUAAUGUAUCGAUGUAUGAACUUCACUUUAAUGUUGCAGCUGGUCAAGUUGGACAUAAUUUUCACUAUUUUACUCUUAAUACCAUGUCGCUCAUUCUGUAAUUGCACAUUACAUGGUAGACUUUUUUUAGAUUGUUUUGUAUUAAGAAUCUGAAUUUUUCGAGUCAAUAAAACUGCAAUAUCAAUGCAAUA
Acanthochromis polyacanthus (spiny chromis) is the source of this 1842-nucleotide messenger RNA. RefSeq names its product transmembrane protein 88 a (gene tmem88a). The record is from RefSeq and is a predicted model, not a curated record. Bases 461 to 1057 code for a protein of 198 amino acids. Gene Ontology annotation, cellular component: plasma membrane. The transcript has 3 exons. NCBI's taxonomy places the organism in Eukaryota, Metazoa, Chordata, Actinopteri, Pomacentridae. Gene Ontology annotation, molecular function: PDZ domain binding.